Messenger RNA from Paramormyrops kingsleyae, 5649 nucleotides. Its product is annotated as SWI/SNF-related matrix-associated actin-dependent regulator of chromatin subfamily D member 3. NCBI's taxonomy places the organism in Eukaryota, Metazoa, Chordata, Actinopteri, Osteoglossiformes, Mormyridae. The record is from RefSeq and is a predicted model, not a curated record.
ACAUCAUGAAUAUUGACGUAUACUAAUUAGGUCUGAUAAACGUUUACUUAUUAUGGCAAUCGACUGAAAGUGCAAGAAAAUCCAGGUGCUUGUGGGUGAGGUGUGGUAAUUUGCUGACGCUCCCUUCCAGCGCUUCGGCACCGCUCCCCUUUCCAUCGAUGGACGCGCCUGCGCGGCUGCCUCCGCCGCACUGAACGCCGAAGACCCCCGACCCCCUGUCCACAGUCCCCGUGUACCCUCCCCUCUCAGCUGGGGAGCCGGGGCGCCGGACCGGACACUCGCCGCUUGACGUUUGCCGACGCGGCGCAGCGCAUCGCCGAGAUGGAGAAGAAGCGUCCUGGAAUGCCCUCUGGCACGAGAAUGCCGCAUCAGGGUGCUCCCAUGGGCCCGCCUGGUCCCCCUUAUGGGGGGAACCCCUCGAUACGGCCUGGCCUCCCCACCCCGCCAAUGGAAGCCAAUCGCAAACGGCCCUCCAUGGUCCCGCAGGUCCAACCACAGGCUGUUCAGAACCGCACCAGAAAUGCCAAGAGAAGGAAAAUGGCAGACAAGAUCCUGCCUCAGAGGAUUCGUGAGCUGGUCCCAGAAUCCCAGGCCUACAUGGAUCUUCUGGCUUUUGAACGCAAAUUGGACCAAACCAUUAUGAGAAAGCGAGUGGACAUUCAGGAAGCUUUAAAGAGACCAAUGAAGCAAAAGCGCAAGCUGAGGCUGUACAUCUCCAACACCUACAACCCGGCCAAGCCGGACGCCGAGGACUCGGAUGGUGGCAUCGCCUCUUGGGAGCUGCGGGUCGAGGGCAAACUUCUGGAUGAUCCCAGCAAGCAGAAGCGGAAGUUCUCCUCCUUCUUCAAAAGCCUGGUAAUUGAACUUGACAAAGACCUUUAUGGUCCUGACAACCACCUGGUGGAGUGGCACCGCACCCCAACCACACAGGAGACGGACGGCUUCCAGGUCAAACGGCCGGGCGAUGUGAGCGUGCGUUGUACUCUGCUGUUGAUGCUUGACUACCAGCCCCCGCAGUUCAAGCUGGACCCGCGUCUGGCUCGCUUGCUGGGAAUCCACACCCAAACCCGCUCAGCUAUCAUCCAGGCCCUCUGGCAGUAUGUCAAGACCAACAGGCUCCAGGACAUGCACGACAAGGAGUACAUCAACUGUGACAAAUACUUCCAGCAGAUCUUCGACUGCCUGCGUCUCAAGUUCUCGGAGAUCCCCCAACGUCUUACCAACCUGCUUCUGCCCCCUGACCCCAUUGUCAUCAACCACGUCAUCAGUGUGGACCCCAAUGACCAAAAGAAGACUGCCUGCUAUGACAUUGAUGUUGAGGUGGAAGAUCCUUUGAAGAGCCAGAUGAGCAGUUUCCUGCUCUCUACGGCUAACCAGCAGGAGAUUGCAUCCUUGGACAACAAGAUCCAUGAUACUAUUGAAUCCAUAAACCAGCUGAAGAUCCAGAGGGACUUCAUGCUUAGCUUCUCCAAGGACCCAAGAAGUUAUAUUCAAGACUGGCUCAAAUCCCAGAGCCGGGACUUGAAGGCAAUGACUGACAUAGUGGGGAGCCCAGAGGAAGAGAGGAGAGCUGAAUUCUACUACCAGCCCUGGUCACAAGAGGCCGUUAGCCGUUACUUCUACUGCAAGAUCCAACAGCGAAGGCAGGAGUUGGAGCAGACCUUGGCUGGCCGCAACACCUAAACCUGUUACUCAUGUCCCCGUCCCACAUACUGUUUCUGUUAGACACCAGUGCAGCCUCCACCUCUGUUCAUUUGUUGGUCUCCAUGUUCUUCCAUUGCCUUGACCCCUGGUAGGCAGAAUACAGCCACACAUUUGGCCUAUUUUGGCCCUUUUUUGUCCUAGAUUAAGUCAGAAGAUGUCAUAAUCACUGUUAGAUAUUCCUGCUGUUUCUCUUAUACGCCAGAUCCCCACCAUAGGCCAGCACCAUCCUGUUCCACCUUUUACACAUCGAGCCAGCAUUUUUUACAAUCUCUUGAUGUCUGGCUAAUGCAUAUCUGAUCUUUUUUUAACAACCACCAACUGGCUCUACAGCCUGGACAUAAACUCUCCCUGGAUCUGAUCCACUUGUGGGUGCUGAGAUCCAUAACCCCCCCACCCCCCAAUGAAUGCUACUAGGUUCCCAGCUUGGAUUGUGAAGGCAAGUGACUUUAGUGACCUCCAGUCAGUGGGCUGCCACCUUCUCAAUACAGCCACACUGUCAAUACUGAGCCAUUCGCACCUGUUUUGCAACCCUGGACUCUCAAUGCAAUUAUUGUUUUAGCCAUCAUCCAAAAAUAAAACACCACUCACUGAACUGUAUUUAUUGACAGUCUUGUAAUAGUUAUAGAAAAAUAUUCAUAGCUUGUUUAGUGGAGCCACCAUGCUGUCUGUCCAGGGCUCAAAUUCAGGAUGAUGAGAAGACCUCUUCCCAAGGAGCAGGAUUAAAUAUCCCAUGCAGUCACAUGCAGGAUGUCAAGAAGGUUUUGUCGAGCUUUUUGCUAGCUGCACACAAUGUACUUCAUUCAUCACCUUCAGCGUUGACUGUGAGACUGUGAGCUCUUUUAAGAGUAGGUGCUUCUUCAGUGAAGAAUUGCCGUUUUAUUGAAGAAAGUUUCUACACAACCGCCUGCAGACACACUCAGCUCCUUAUGUAGCUUGUCUCCGUUUCUUAGCAGAUGAAACCCAGGAAGUGGCUCACGAUUGAAGUGUAGACCCUGAAAUUAACCUGUUUCAAGCUACAUUUUGCCAAAGACAUUUCGGCAGCUCAUUGAUUUGGUUGCAACACACGUGUCCAUGAUUGUUUAUUGAUAGUUUGAUUUCAUGUAUGUUCAACAGGUUAUUAAUUUGAUUGAAUUGUUAGAUGCCCAGUCAUUUGUCAUUGUAUGUUUGUUAGGUCAUUCCUUUAGUGUGUCAUUUAUGUUUGGUAGGUUAUUUGUUUAGUGUGUCACUGAAUGUUUGUUUAGUCAUUUGUUUGGUGUGUCAUUGUGUGUUUGGUUGGUCAUUUAUUUCAUUACUGUCAGAGAAGAUGACAUCUAGGUACCCAAAGUAGAUAUGGACACUGUGUGUAUGACAUAUAUUUGUGUAUUUAUGAAUUUCUAAAAUAUUUAACAGACUAUUGUUGUUUAUUUCAUCUGUUAUACAAAAGGAAGGAUGAAAAAAUGUUCAAAAUGUCUUUUACCACUCAGUUGUCAUAUUGUUUUUUAUUACCGUUGCUAGUAUGUUUAUUACAUAUGAAUGUAUGAAGUAAUGUGUUAUUCAGACAAAGACCUAGAAGGGUAGCAAAUAAUAUGUUUCACAUAUGAACCUGCGAUUCUGUACUGAGCAGUUCAUCCAAUCUGCUAAUUGGUUGGAUGAGUUGGUAAUACAAACUACAACCUUCUUGGUUUACCCUACAAGUAGAGUUGAAAGCAAUCACCAGCUAAAUAGGACUCACCAGCAAAUGUGAUCUAACCACAGAUAUUUGGAGUAUUUGCAUUUCCAAGGGUACUUGGUGAAACAGGGAGUUGUUAGAUGUGUUUGCAUGAGGUUCUGGUUUGGCACUAGACUUUGCAGUCCAAAUAUGUCAUGAUAUUGAUUGAUUUUCUGCUGGCAUUGCAGUUCAACAUGGCAUCUAAAGUUCAUUGGCUAACUUAUUUCCUCUGGUCCAGAAUGUCUGGCAGAUCCUUGGACAAAUUAGGCUUUGUUUUGAGCAUGACUGUACUGGUAUCAGUCAGAGAGAAUACCAGAAUGUAAAAAUGCAGAACCAGCAAGAAAGACUGGAAAGUGUAUCUGCACGUUAGUGCUCCAUUACCAGGGCCCUGCAUGCAGCAGCUUCUUAAUAUCAGUGUUUUUUUCCAGUGCUUUAUAAAUGUGUAACCGAUGGAUCUGUCUGCAACCUUGGUAAGGAUGAACGGAUGGAUGGAUGGAAGGGUUAUAUAUUUCAGUAAGGUGUGAAGUUGUUGGAUGCCCAAAAAGGGCUUUUGUCAACCUGAAUACAGAUCUUCAAGUAGAUGUUCCUCAUGCACUGUAGCCAGUUCAUCACUUGUGAUCCAUCUUGAGAUAGGGCACAUCACUUUUGUAGACCUGUCUGAUCCUGACUGUAACAUUCAGCUAUCCUUGUGCAGUCUGCGUGUGGCGUCACAUGAAUAUUAAAACAUUCCAGUUCAUGUGUGUGGCUCUGAGCCUCACUCGCAGGGAUGAACAGAUUCUUACACAGUUUCAUUCAAAUUACUCAGGUUUGUUCCAAAAAGGAGAAAGUAUGGAAAUGGGAUGAAAGAAAAAAGAAUGUGAUGAUGAUUUUCAGAGUUUCUCCCAAUGGCUUUUGGUGAGCUGCUGGCACUUAAACCCAUUUUACUUUCAUUUAGUGAACUAAUGGGUGGUGCCUUGACUGUAGCCAGUAUGUGAUCUGUUGUUGCUGUCAAUCAUAACCUUGUACUCUAUGUAGAAAUGUAUUGUUUACAUGUAUAUUGGGGGGGGGGGGGGCUAGUCCUCAGAAAUGGAAAAAAAAACCCACUUCUACUAAUGUUUGUUUUUAUAAGAAUCUAUGCAUGUCGCAUGGACGCCAUUUUAUAUUUUUAAAAGGACAAGAACGUUUUUAGCAUGACUAUGAGAUGCGAAGAUCAGCAAGCCUGACUGAGCCUGAGCCACAUGGCAGCUGUGGAUUUCCAACUUGGAAUCCAGUGGUCUUUUUAAGGACUAGCAGACCUCUACAACUGGCUAAGACGAACAUGUUCCUUCCCAGAUGAUGAAGCCUUUUAUAUCAUCAGGGACUCAGUGACUUGUGCAUGUUCAAGAUGUCUGGUGGAGCUACUAUCCUAACAUCUCCUGGGACUAGACCAUAGAUUUAACUGUUCUGUAUCAGGCUUACCACUCAAGGUUGAUUAGACCACCUGUGGUCUGAAGGCCAGGUAAUGACGUCCUACUGAAGCUUGAGUUGCAUAGUACAGAGAUGUGCUCUUCUUCUUGCAGUUUUCUUGUAGUGUACAGCUGAAAGCAUGUAAGACGCUGUGUCUGAAAGGUCUUCAGUAAUAAAGCUGGGACAUUUUGAGGCAGCUUGGAUGUAAAUAAAUGCAGUGUUUGCCAAAGGCAGCAGGUUCAAGCUGAAUCAGAAAUAUUACAGAAAUGGUAGAAGCCAGCAAAACCAGCCAUUUGGUUGCUUCACAGGCUAAGCUAGCUUAGCUCCUUUAAGAUAGAGGCUAACAUACAACCAAAAAAAAGAACACUGGCCUUGUUUGUGACAUGCUGACCUGAUGUUUGCCUGAUGUUGCCAAUCCCCCGUGUCCACUGUGGUCCCUGUUUGAAGGACGCCCGAGAAAUAUGGUAACAAUGGGACUCCCAUGUGUUGUUACCAGCUGCAUCAGGACAUAGAGCACAAGUCCUUGAACUACAUAAAACUCAUUUGGCUUAACUAGGUCUAGCAGGUUUGUGCAGCCAACUGCAAAAACACAGUGGGAUACUUAUUUUUUUUUGAGGAGUCAUCCGUCACAAUCCAGGGGACUUGGGGCAGUGUAACAAAAUGGGGAUAGUACCCUUCUGUACCCUGGACCCAGAUGCCUGACCACCGCUUCCCAAGAACCAUUCGUCCUACUUGUGACAAACUGGACAUAUGCAACGUUUCUUCUGUUUGUACUGUUGUUCUUGAGCCUGAUGUUCCAUUUUGUGCUGUGAAUUAAAUCUCCUUUAAACAAA